GAUAGAUGUAAGGUAAUAAGAACAAAAACGCAGCAUUGCUAUCAAUUUACUCUCAGGGAUAAAAAAUGAGAUUAAACUCAACUCCUUUAGUUAUUUCUAAUUAAUCAUCUAUAAAUAAUUUCAGUGCCUAGAGAGUGCAGACUGAAUAAAAUCGUAGAAUUAAAACAAUAAGAAGCCAAAGAUUUAAGUUAUAUUACAAGUCUGAGAGCAGAGAACCUAUUAAAUUUUCAAAUCACUCGAAAAUAUCGUCAUCUGAUUCAAGAAAAUAAUCAAAUUAUGAUUCUCAUGUUACAACAUCAACUUCGGAUAAUGAAGACAAAGCUUUAAUGAUUCAUAAAAUCAUAUUUUCUGUAAAGUCUCCACUCUAAAGUUUAAGGUUUUAAGGUUUUAGUCUUGACAAAAAGCCUUAUAACAUAGAUUUAAAUAGAAGGAAAACUCUCAGAAAUUCAUUAUUGACAAACUCAUACAAAAAAUAAAAUUUUCUUAUGACUGGAAAUGAAUGUGGAUGGUCCAGAAAAUCUUCUGAAAGUCUCGUCUUUUAAUGA
This is a messenger RNA of Paramecium sonneborni, 545 nucleotides long. The record is from the annotation of a GenBank genome assembly. NCBI's taxonomy places the organism in Eukaryota, Ciliophora, Oligohymenophorea, Peniculida, Parameciidae.